Cherax quadricarinatus is the source of this 5832-nucleotide messenger RNA. Lineage: Eukaryota; Metazoa; Arthropoda; Malacostraca; Decapoda; Parastacidae. The record is from RefSeq and is a predicted model, not a curated record.
AUGGUGGUGAGGGCUUGUAAUGAGUUCACGACCCACGUGAUGAACCUGCUGCGGGAACAGUCCCGCACGCGACCUAUAACACCGAAGGAAAUAGAACGUAUGGUGCAGAUCAUCCAUAAGAAAUUCUCCUCCAUACAGAUGCAACUUAAACAGUCGACGUGUGAGGCAGUCAUGAUUCUCCGAUCACGGUUCUUGGACGCCAGGCGCAAAAGACGUAACUUUUCCAAACAAGCUACAGAGAUUUUGAACGAGUACUUUUACUCGCACCUAAGUAACCCGUACCCGAGUGAAGAGGCCAAGGAGGAGUUGGCCCGCAAGUCCAAUAUAACAGUGGCUCAGGUCUCCAACUGGUUCGGUAACAAGCGCAUUAGGUAUAAAAAGAACAUAGGAAAGGCCCAGGAAGAAGCUAAUCUCUACGCAGCCAAGAAAGCCGCAGAUUGUACCUUAGCAGGAGCGUCGCCAUACAGCAUGAGUGGAACACCAGGUCCCAUGAUGUCUCCGCCACCAGGAGAAGACUCCAUGGGUUAUGGCAUACCAGGAAUGAAUGGCUCUGGAUACUCAGGAGUAGGGGGCAUGGGCUACGACCUCCACCCGGAGUCGCCAGAUGUGUAGGCGGCACACAUACAUCCGCCCACGCCCAGCCCGCCCUCCACCCACACCCUAAACAAUAAGACGCGUGGGCGGUUAGCGGGUUGUGGAGUCCGGGCCGGCGCGGUGGGGUGGCCUGGUUGGCCUUGUGCUAAACUUCCUGAAGUAACAGUGGUGACCAACCUAGGUUCCAGGCUGCCCUCCCUCGCCCCCCACACUACCUCCCGCGGCCCACCCAUCCUUCAGACACACAGUGCAGGCCGUGUAACUCCGGCUCACCAGCCACGAUCGGGCUGCAUGUGGCUCUUUUCUGGCCUAACCACAUUAUGGUAUGUUGGCCACAUGGGCUGCAUGUGGCCCACCUCAGGCAACAGUGAUCAGAGCUGUCAGCCCAGUGUGCAGGCAGCGGGCCGCCGCCGUGCGCCCUGCAGCUGAGCGGGACCAGCGGGGCCCGCCCAGCCCAUAGUAUACGAGAGCCGGGGCGGGUAGCCACCCACGGCCACUCCACACACCACACUGCCGCUAUCCACGCCCACCACUCGCCCAUGGGUGACGCUCUCAUGACCCAUAGCGCUACGCCAUCUUAAUAUCCACUUGUCCACGCAGAUGCCCAACCCCAUCCAUCCAUGGUCACACUUCUGUGAGCACACCCAGCCAUAUUACACCUGACAACUAGACCAGUUUCUGUGUUAAGGGUCCAAGCAUAUUCAGUUAACUGGAAGAGCUUGUGAUGCAUUAAUCUUGUAUACAAUAUGAAGUAAUGUAAAUAUGAAUGAAUGAGAAAAUCAGCAGGUAACAAAGUAUGUUUUAUAGCCAGUUUUAAAUGUGUGAAACAGAAGGUGGCAUGGGAGGUGAAGGUGGGUACAGUGGUAGUGGACCCUCCCAGUACCAGGGAGCCCCAGAACCAUGUAUACGGUUGGUAUGUGAUAGUCACACUCGUGUUGCUUAUAUGUGUAGGCUUUUAAUAAAGUUUCUGCUGUUUGAACAUUCUUUAAAAAAUACAAACAUGUUCCUCAUUGGCGAUUGAGCCAGAUGUACUUUGCGUCACCCCCGGCGAGGUGGGCUACAGCGUGAUUAGCGGCCCUCCCGCCCCGCGUGACCACCCAGGUUGGUGCGGUCCACCAGGCGGUCCGCGGCGACCCGUACAAGCCUCUGUAUCCAUGUAGCAUAGGGGAGCGUGGCCAGUGAGGCCCGGCUGCCCCCCCGGCCCUGCACAUGCUCCACUGGGCGGUCCACCCCACCUUGGCGUGGCUAUAGGACACAAUGCCCAGUGGGCCCCAUCCAACCCAGUAUACGUACUCUGGACGGCAGCAGCACCAAGAUUGGAAGAAAGUAAUGGUCAGACCGAACUGGCUCUCAAGAUGUCUGUUUGUUGUUUCAAUGCACAUUGGAUGUUUCUGUUGUUUUUGUUUGUGUUCAAUUGUGUUCCGAUGGAUUGUGUAAUGUGUGUAUGUGCUGGUCUCUGACUGGCUUGAGUUACUGUGUUCUUGAUCUUGUGGAAGUCGGAGGGUGUGGCCUUCCCUUGUCCGUGGAAUUUCCUUCAUGGUCUUUGGCUGGCCACACCUGGCCGAGAGGCAGAUGACCACAUUUACAUCACCAUUUUAGCCAACCCAGGUUGCAAGUGCUUGUGAUGUAGGUAUGGCUGUAGGAAAACAACGGUGUGGCACCUCCCGGCCCAUCCGCAGCAAGACACGGUUGGUGGGGCAGUACCUUUAUGGUACUGCCCGAUUGAUGCAGGGUAUUACGUAGGAAAGAUGAGACCACACAGAUGAUCUUGUGAUACACUGGAUAAUGAACACUUGAGGACCUGGAACUUUGAUGUAGGUCUAUUUUUAUAUGGAUAAAUAAGACUUGAAAAGGGAAAAAAGAUAGAUGGUCUUGUGUAACUGUAUAUUAUUAGUAUGGAUAGAAAAUUCUAAUACUCUUUGCAAUCCGUUUAACAUUUGGUAAUGUUAAGUCCUUUUCCAUACGGUUUGUACGGUAGUGUAAGGGCAGUAUCGGAUCUAGGUGGUGCACCAGUGGUGGCCCAAAGGACCCGAGGCUGCCAAGUGCGCAUGUUUGUAUGGGUAGUGCAGGAGUAGUGCAAGGUAGCUAGACCACAAGUAUACAGUGAUAAUACUGCAGUAUACGAAAAACAAUGUUCUUCAUUGACAAAAGUAUAACUACAAAGAAUAAGCAGAGUAGCCUGCCCUCUUUUCAUGAACUGUUAGCGUUAUUUUGACUCCUGUAGUCAGCUAAAGGGCCGUCAUCUCGUUUCCUGAUUUUUCUGAGCUGCUGAGGUAUACCGUAGUUGUCUCCAUGUAACUUAAAGCUCUCUUCUGUCUCUUCUCGCUGUUCGCUGUAGUGAAUGAUGCAAGAAUAAACCUCCUGUAUUGAAUACUUAUGAAUAACUGUAAAUGUAUUGCCUAGAUGGACUCUCCAAUACCGUCCUGUACCAAAAUACGUAAUUUUCUCACAAUUCUUGUAGAGAUACUGUGUAUUUUUGCUGUGUAUAUGUUCCAGUUUUGUAAUAGUAUAUGUAGUACAAUCUUGCUACUUUUUCUCCCCUUUAGGACGGUAUAGGAAAGACUGCAAAAUUGGUGCAUUCUUACACAUUUUAAGGAUAUUUUUCAUGUAACCAGUUAUUGUUUUCAUUGUUUAGCCACCUUAUUUAUGCAGGAUGGGUCAUUUUGAGACACCCACCUUAUUUCUAAGAUUACAUUAAUUUCAUUUUUUGAGCAAGAGUUGUGUGCUUGUACAUUAGAAUCAAUUGUGGAGGCGAAAGAUAAGUGCUACUUAUGUUUCCAAGCGUGGCAAAUUGGGCAAGUAAAACUGAGUGCAAGGUAUAUCCCAUCACCCAUACUCCUGUAGGUAAUUUGUUGCCAAUUGCCCUGCUCUCUCAGCUACAACCCAUUUUCUAUGAGGACCGUUUUGUAUUAUUGUCCAUUGCCCAAUUUGUCUCUUGCCUGGAAGCAUUCCAUUCACUCAUUUCACUUAGUUUACUUAACCAUUCUAACCUCUUUGCUAUGUGAGUGUGAAUUACAUGUACAUUACUGUCUUUUGUAUUGUCAUGCAUAAGUUGCAUUGUAAGUAUUUUGGCUGCAAGGAAAGCCAGUCCUCAUGAUAUUAAUUACCAUGAUGUUUUGUUAGAUUCUGCAGUGAGCUGCAGACCCAUUUGUGUUUUAAGGUUCAUCUGAAAGCUCAAACUAGAUUAUUUUAGUGUCAGGUACAGGAUAUUCUUGGUUGCAUUUACUAAAAUGCUGUAGCCACUACCCGUGACACUGACCCAUUCCUUAAACAAGGCAAUGACCUAGUAAUCGCUCAGUGUCACGGCUGCCCGCCAUGGUCCCUCAGUAUACCAGCAGGCCAGUGGUUCAGGGGUAGUGCUCGUUGCUGAUGCUUUCGGAUUAAAAACAAAAUAGUAAUAAUAGGGGUAAGAUUUUUGGUAUACCAUAAUGUAAUUGAUUCAUUGGCCUUAAUGCAUCAAGCAGCAUGCACUAUCCCCCUCCCGUGUGGCCAAAGGCAGGGAGGCUGACCCACUGUGCCAGAGACGAAGAAGCACUGUUUAUAUGUACUGUAACAUACAAACUUUUACUAUUAGGUAUGAAUGUUAUCAAAUAAAUGAUUUCAAAGGCUACACCAUGUACCUCCAUUAUCUAUCCUUGGAUGAUAUACUGUAUCCUUAAAUAUUUUUAAACCAUUUAUUUAUAUUCUAAUGCACAAUUAAAUUGAUAUAAAAUUUGUUUAGAUGCAUCAGUAUUGUUUCCUACUCUAACAGGACAUGAUUUUAGAAAUUUUAUUUUUAUGCACCCAAAAUUUUUGCAUUCCUUUCACAAUAUGUAGAUUUUGUCAUUUUAAUCAUUUAUUGAUAUCCUAGCUGAUUAGUGUCACAUUAAUUGAUUUUCGUAUAUCACUGAGUACUUGCUCUGUUAAGAGAGCUCCCUUUUCAGGGGUGGCCAUAUGCAGAAACUAUCAAAUGUUUCAAGCUCUAAUUUGUCUUCAUAAAUUCAUGUUUAAAACUAUAGAAAGACUUUAAAUUAAUACAUUUUAGAUUCCCACUACAUGACAUUGGGAAACAGGAUAGUGAUGAUUUUAAAUUUUAGUUCACUGAUCACAACCAGCUGUAAUAUAUACACUUGAGAUACAAGGUGUGGAAAGGGUACGGAUUGUCUUGGCAAGUACAGUAUACACAAACGAAAAGAAUGUUACAAAAAAAAUUUGCAAUGAAAAAAAUAAAAUUCAUUCAUUCUCAGAAAGGGUAGUAUGGAACACAAAGACUUUAUGGACUCCACCAUAGGGUGGAGAUCCCCCUAGUUCUCCCACAAACAGUAGUGGGUAACUGAGUCAACCAGAUUACUGUUGCUUUACCCUGCUCUAAGAGUCUUCAUUAUAAAGUUUUAUUUUGUAAACUAAUUUUCUUUUAUAAACAGGUAAGGUUAUUUGUAUGUAAUACAAUAAAAUUUCUUCACACUAUUCAAUUUGUGAAGAUGAUGAAAACUUGUCUUUUAACUCCAGUAAAGUUAAUACAGUGGGAGAAAUAAUUGUUUUUAUUCCCAUUUGUACAUACUGAAUGGGGACAAAGGAGUUACUGUAUAUACAAGUACCUCUUAAGGAAAGAUAGAUGAGCAUCUUGGCAUUGCUUACUUCAGAGUGAUGAAGUACAAUCAGAGAAGAAAUUGGGUAGAUUGAGAAACCUGGUUUGCAACUUUGAACAAAGGAGAAGCAUGUGUGGAAUCUAGCAAAAUAAAACUCUGCCAAAGGAUGCUUAAGAUGGCAGCUUUCUGUUAUCAGAGAUAAAAUGAUAAUGUAUCCAAUAACAUAGGGAGCAUCCUAUGAAGGUUGCAUUCCUGCAGCCACUUAGUGAAUAAUGUACAAGUGUUAUGAUGUGUGGAAUGAAUGAAUACAGGCAUAUAUAAGUAAUGCAUGUUAAGGAAUAUUAAGGCACUAAGUAGGUAUUUAUCAGAAAUAACAGGAAGUGGCACUACCAGAGAAUAGAUGGGUGUAUGAAGAGAUGUAUAUAAUAAUAAGGGCUAGAUAUGAAUUUGAGAAUACUAGCAACUAUGGUUCAAAUGGGACAAGAUGAGGAUCAUAAGAUGUGUAAUUUUAAUGUGAAUGAGAUAAAUGCUGCCUUUACUCUGGGUGAUGUAAAAUAAUGUAUAUUUUCCUGGAAAUUUUUGUGAAUUGAGAGUAUACACACUGUACAUGUUUGCCUCUCUGUACUUUUACAAUUGUAUAAAUAAAUAAAUAAAUACAGAGGAAAGGUUA